Dovyalis caffra is the source of this 240-nucleotide messenger RNA. The record is from the annotation of a GenBank genome assembly. Lineage: Eukaryota; Viridiplantae; Streptophyta; Magnoliopsida; Malpighiales; Salicaceae.
AUGGCCAUAACAAGAGCUUAUAAGAAUACAAUCAAGUACACUAAACAAAAAAUAAAAACGGCCCAACUUACGCGGGGUCCAGGGGAUCUUCGGAGUAGACGACACGUGGGAGUGAAGACUUUGCGGCCAAAGCGCGUGAGGACACCUAUAAGUGAGUCAAGUCUGACGUGGCCACGUUUCAGCGGGGGUCCUACGCUGGAAAGAGCUGGGAUAACCGAAACGUGUCGUCGCUUUCAGUAA